AUGAAUCGCAGUACUCUCAUUGUUCUUGUUUCCGUCUUUAUUGUAAUAACUCUACAGACGACCGAUUUUCAAGACAACCUUAUAAAUGGAUAUAGGACGUUAAUAGCUGACAUCCAAGUUCGAACACAAAAGUCUAGGGAAGACAUGGACACCCUCGUUUCUCAGAUUAAGCUACUGAUGAAGAAUGAAGCUGACAAGGCAAUCAAUUACAUGACAGUAUAUCUCGAGCAAAUAUCUUUGUACUUCCAGGUCAUAAUUCACGAUCGCAAGCCCCGCAAUGGCACGUAUUGCAAGGAAAGCAUUGUUAAGCUUCUAGGCGAGAAUUUGCAGCUUGCCGAUGAAAAUGUUACCUUAUGUCUAGCUUUAGGCUAUCAGCGAGUGCAACGGUUGCCAGAAAAGUUACAAGUACAUUUUGAAACGUUGGAAAAUCUAAAGAAGUAUUCAGCAUCCAAAUUAUUCGAAUGUCAAAAACAGCAGCAAGUUGGGGGGAAUUGCUCUCAUGAAAGUCAAGACCUGGAGAGGACCGUGUUUUUAUAUGAAACUUCACCAUUUCCUGUGGUCAUGGCGGAGAUUGCUAUCCACGGCUUCAAAGAAGUAUCUGACUUAAGUGUCUGUCUGAAGGACAUCAUCUCACGGAUGAUGACGCAUUCAGUGAAAGUCAUCGGUGAUUUCAACAGAUGCAUUCAUAACAUUGAGAUGCCUAAACUAAAGUAUUUGCUUAAGUUUAUGAAAAAAUAUGCC
Messenger RNA from Brenthis ino (lesser marbled fritillary), 741 nucleotides. The record is from the annotation of a GenBank genome assembly. NCBI's taxonomy places the organism in Eukaryota, Metazoa, Arthropoda, Insecta, Lepidoptera, Nymphalidae.